This is a messenger RNA of Scaptodrosophila lebanonensis, 2185 nucleotides long. RefSeq lists its product as uncharacterized. The record is from RefSeq and is a predicted model, not a curated record. The transcript has 4 exons. NCBI's taxonomy places the organism in Eukaryota, Metazoa, Arthropoda, Insecta, Diptera, Drosophilidae. The coding region runs from base 1 to 1848 and encodes 615 amino acids.
AUGAAUAAAUAUAAAAGCGACGGUUGGUAUGCAGAUGAAACGAUCGCACUGAUUGCCAUAAUAAAGGAACUUAACGUACAACGCAAAUCGAGAGUCAGUGAACUAGAGUGGCAGGAAAUUGCACGAAGAUUGGAGGAAAAAGGACACCAGAGGAGGCCUGGAGAGAUAAUUGAGCGAUACAGUCGUCUGAAAAGCAGUUACUUUAGCGCCAAAUCAAGAAACAAGACAUGUGAAUAUUACAAUUAUCUGAACGAUUUGUUACUACAUCAGCUGCCGCCAGUACAAGAAGGACUUACCGACCUCGACGAGCCUGAAGCUGAACUUGAAGCUGAUCCAAUGGAAAUUCAGGACGAGGAAAUGGAAGAGAAAUAUGCGGACACGCUUCAUAUUGACAGCAACAACACAAGCUACAACUCAGAGGGCACGUCAUCGCGGUGCAAGUGGACCGACGUGGAAAUUGAAGCAUUCCUAGGUAUUAUUACUAUGCUAAGACUGGAAAAACAAUUGUUGAGCAGACCGAAUACAAAAGUUUACCAGCUUAUAGCCAAGGAAAUGACACGAAAGUCCUUCGCAAAGCGGCCUGAUCAGCUGCGAUUUAAAUUCCAUCAGCUAACAAAGGAAUUUUUCAAGUCCAACAACACAGAUAAAACGUUCAAAUACUUUUAUACCAUGCAUGACAUAUUGGAAUCUCGCAAUGUCAGCAACGGCGGUGGCACCAGUGGCGAGGAAAACGAUUCUGCCAACAGUGAGGAUGAAGAAGUAGCACGGGCUAGUGAAGGGUCCAAUGAAUCGGAGCAGGCACUCUGGAUACGUUGCAAGUGGACGGAUGAGGAAACCGAAGCUUUUAUCAACAUUAUUAUUAACAAGAACUAUCAGGCGCGAUUGAUGCGCAGCAGGAAAGCCAAGGUGUUCAAAUUGUUAUCUAAAGAAAUGGCUAAACUACAGUACGAUAAAAGUCCGGACAAGCUUCACAUUAAAUACAAUCAGCUCAAGCGUAUGUACAAUAAAUCCCAACUGAGCGGACAACUGUUUUGCCACUACGAGCUCGUCCAUAAAAUGCUCAACUCUGCACAAACGCCUGCCAGCAGCUCCAGUGAAUCGGAAUCGAAUGAUAGCGACAACGAGGAGGAGACUGGCGAUAAGUCACGGCGAAGUUCUGGCAGAAGCGAUGGCUACCACUAUUGGACUGAUUUGGAAGUUGACGAAUUCCUGGCUACCAUAAAAGAACACGAACUGUUCCAAGUACUCGAUGGCUCCAAAAAGCGAAACUUUCGUACGCUCAUUAAUAUUUCGAAACUGUUGGCAAAGAAGUCGUUAAACAGAACACCCCACCAGCUGAAAAACAAGCUGCGCUUGCUAUUAACGCGCUAUAAGGAGGCCAAGAAAGAGGGUGUGAAUAAUGUACGCAUAUUGCCGCGCCACUUCAAGCUGAUGGAUGAGUUAAUGCAAAGCAAAAGGUCAGUUAAGCCACAUAAAAAAACAGUAAGGGAAGUUACAAAGGCCGAAAGCAUAAAGGAAAAAUCGCCAACGCCCCCUAAAGUAGAGAGCGAAAGUGAAACUUCCAGUUCAACAUGUGACUUAUUGCAAGCAGGAGCUGCCAUUAAGACCUUUGAAGAUGAUUUCGAAAUGCCGCCGGAACCAACGCCUCUUGAAGUCUUAACCUCAAUUAGCGAGGGCCAAAAGGAGCUUUUAGCCUAUCUCAAGACAUCCAAUGAGAACUUUCUCAAGCAACAGCUCGAAAUGCAAAAACAUUUUCUGCAAGAAAUGUCGGCGAUGAUGCGACAGGAACGUGAGGAAAAUUUCAGAAUGCUGAGACAAUUACUGCAAGGCAAUAACAACAAACAAUAGCUCAAUUUAAAUUGAAUUGAAAUAUUGACGAUCCGUUAUUAUAUGCAAAAUACACUUAAAAACAGAACAAAAAUACUCAUCUCGUUUCAAGCUUCUAAAACUUUUAUUGAAUUGAAUUCGAAGUUAUUGCAAAAAGUUGUCGUUAGUUAUUUAUAUUCAUGUAUGUAUAUUUGCAAUUCACUAAUAUUUUAGCGUGUGUGUCCGUGUCCGUGUCUGUGUGUUUCAGUUGUAAUUUUAUUUUUUUUUAUUGCAAUUCAUUAUGAAUUUAGUUAAUGUAUACAUACAGUAUUUAACAAGCGCAUUUAAACUGAAUUUUGUUAUUAGGUUUUGUUUUUCA